GUACAUGUGCAGAUAAAUAUUAUUCGCAGAUCCCGAGACUCUUAGCGACCGACUUCCAUUGAGACAACCUAAGGGAUCAAAAUAACAAUGGGAUUCCCUCUCUUCAGCACCAAAGCAGCACCCACAGAAGGUGAAGAGCGAUCCGACAAUGACAGUAUCAUUGACACUGGGAGCCUGCAGUACACUGCAGAAGGAGGCCUCAACUCCUCCAAGCUCACGUAUCAGGAAGCGAGCGGUGCCCCAAUAGAAGUCAAUUCACCGCUGGGUUACUCGGUCGGCUCGGUUACUGUGGUGUUUCUGAACCUGAGCAAGAUGAUCGGAACGGGUGUCUUCUCCACUCCAUCUUCCGUCCUACGUGGAGCCGGGUCGGUUGGCUUAAGCUUAUUCUACUGGACAAUUGGAUACCUGAUGGCCUCCAGCACGUUGUCCGUUUACCUCGAGUUCGCUUCGUAUUUUCCCAGUCGGUCUGGAUCAGAAGUGGUAUACUUGGAACAGGCGUAUCCUCGACCCAAGUAUCUCGUUCCAACGGUGUUUGCGAUGCAGACUGUACUAUUUUCAUUCAGCAGCAGUAACGCCGUGGUGUUGGCUCAGUAUUUAUUUAAAUUAGCGGAGACAGAGUCGACUGAUUGGAAGCUUAAAGGCGUUGCUAUUGCAUCCUAUACAGUGGCGGUACUAUUCCUGGUGUUUGAUACAAAAUGGUCGCUUCGACUCGCAAACGCAAUCGGAUUUGUCAAGCUCAUUACACUGGUUUUUAUUGGGAUAACUGGUCUUGUCGUUCUCGGCGGUCACACCUCAAUCAAAGAUCCUACCCUCAACUUCCGAAAUGCUUUUGAUGGCAGUUCGUCGGCCACCGUAUACGGGGCUACCAAUGCGUUUGUAAAGGUUAUGUUCUCUUAUCAGGGAUAUGAGAACGCCUUCAAUGUUGUCAAUGAAGUAAAGAACCCCAUCAAGAUUCUCCGUUGGAGUGCCCCGUUAUCCCUUUUCAUCACAGCCGCCCUAUACAUCCUAGCGAAUGUCGCCUACUUCUCCGCCGCAUCGAAAGAAGAGAUACUCAACUCAAAGGUCGUUGCAGCCAGUAUUUUCUUCGAGAAAGUAUUCGGAAACCACGGUGCAUCCCGGGCCCUGAACUUCCUUAUUUGCCUCAGUGCAUUUGGAAACCUACUUGCUGUUCUCAUUGGACAAUCUCGUAUGAUCCGAGAAUGUGGCCGCCAAGGUGUGCUCCCCUUCACCACCUUCUGGACGUCUACCAAACCGUUCGGCACACCCCUAGGUCCAUAUUUCCUCAAAUGGGCCCUAACACUCUUAAUGAUCCUCGCCCCGCCAGCCGGCGACGCCUUCAAUUUUGUUGUCGACCUGAGCAUAUACCCCCUGAAUCUCUUCGCCUUCCUACUCGCCAUCGGCCUCGUGAUCACCCGAGUCCGCCGCCGACGUCUCCGAUUCCCCCGCUCAGAAUACCGCGCCUGGGACAUCGCCGUGCUCUUCUCGAUCUUAUCGAACCUAUACAUGAUCGUCGCCCCCUGGUAUCCACCCACAGCUGGUGCAACCGGCGGAGAUGUCAGUUUCUGGUAUGCAACGUAUAUCGUUGUGGGGCUUGGAGUCAUCGCAUUCUGCUGUGCGUACUACUACUUUUGGAUUAAGGUUCUCCCUCAAUGGAGCGGAUACGAGUUCCGGCAGACAGUAUUGCGCCUCGAGAAUGGUGAGGUCGCGCAUAAGUUGGUUAAGGUGCCUAAGGAUCGGUUAGCCAGUUGGGAUGCUGAGCACGAUGCCGCUGGGAGGGUGAGAAGGAGGGCGGUGCAAAGUAGUAGCGAUGGGGAUUCGGAGGUGAGAUAAUCAGAGCUGGGUGCUUUUCUGGUUUCUAUGAUCGUUGAUCGUUCUGAAGCGUCCGGUGUAAUACAAUAUUCUUGCAACGCUGAGUCCAAAUCACAGCGUCGCAAUAAAAAUUACUCUUGGUCGGUUCACAUCAUUUGUUUGUAAUAUUUACCUUCAAGAGGGCAAAGGCCAUCAAUUAGAAGCUACUUGAGCAGCACUAGUAUCUCUUUCUGGCUCCCAAUCUUCAACUCAAU
Molecule: messenger RNA, 2063 nt
Organism: Aspergillus alliaceus
Lineage: Eukaryota; Fungi; Ascomycota; Eurotiomycetes; Eurotiales; Aspergillaceae
Product: high affinity methionine permease
Exons: 9
Coding region: 88-1830 (580 amino acids)
Biological process (GO): amino acid transmembrane transport
Cellular component (GO): membrane
Molecular function (GO): L-amino acid transmembrane transporter activity
Source: RefSeq, a predicted model, not a curated record